Molecule: messenger RNA, 903 nt
Organism: Microplitis demolitor
Lineage: Eukaryota; Metazoa; Arthropoda; Insecta; Hymenoptera; Braconidae
Gene: GXIVsPLA2
Product: group XIIA secretory phospholipase A2
Exons: 3
Coding region: 259-882 (207 amino acids)
Biological process (GO): phospholipid metabolic process; lipid catabolic process; arachidonate secretion
Cellular component (GO): extracellular region
Molecular function (GO): A2-type glycerophospholipase activity; calcium ion binding
Source: RefSeq, a predicted model, not a curated record
UUCAAAUAUUCAAACGUCCACGUGUACACUGAGGAUUAGUUUUAAAUUUUAAAUGCACUCACCUUACUCAUAUAUUUAUUAAAUAUCAAUAAUAUAUCAUCGCAGUCAGUGAUGACAAAAAAAUUAGCAUCAAAACCAGACUCGCAACCAAACACCGGACCUGUAAUUUAAAUUUUUAAAGCGCAGUUUAAAUUUCAAAUGUACAAGAAUUUUACAUAAGGUCAUAUUUAUAAAUACCUGAUAUAAUUAUUACCUACGAUGGAUUUAAUGCGUUAUAGAAAAGUAUUUGUUUAUUUAUUAACUUUUCUCGCGUACGCUUGGUCAGGAUACGGAGCUGGACUUCUAGGAAAUUUGCGCGAUGCCGUUUUGAGCGCAGAGACUAUUUUUGGUGAUUUUUUUCAAAGUGCAAUUACUGUUGCGCGUAAAAUAAAAGACAUUCAUGAAGUUUUUGAUGCUGCUGUUGAAGAAAAUUGUAUUUUCUCUUGUCCUAAUGGUGUGACAGCAAAACCUGACAGAAAUCAUGUUCCUCAAAGUAAUGGCUGCGGGUCAUUAGGAAUUGAGAUAAAUCAAGAAUAUUUGCCGCUGUCAGAAAUGACAAAGUGCUGCGACCAACAUGAUAUCUGCUACGACACUUGCAAUUCUGAUAAAGAAAAGUGCGAUCUUGAAUUCAAAAGAUGUCUGUAUAAAUAUUGUGACAGUUAUCAAAGUACUGGAGUGACGAUCGUCAACACGUGCAAGGCAGCUGCCAAGAUGUUGUACACCGGGACCACGGCUUUAGGGUGCAAGAGUUUCAUUGAUGCUCAGUCUGAAGCUUGCUGGUGUGGUAAUAAAAAUAAGAGUAAAAAGAAGAAGGGAAAGUGGUCUGGUUUUGAUGAGCUUUAAAUAAAAUUGUUUAAUUAUUUA